AUGGAUGACGAUACGGAUUCCCAAAGCCUGCUGCAAUCCGUGCUUAGAUUAUUCGCUCGAAAACGAUUACAAAGGCCGGCAAAACCGGCGUCACUGAGAUCACGGAAACGCGAGGCCUGGCUACAGACGGAUGCAUUUCUGCAGCGCGAUAAUAUUGGCGAAACUGACCCAGUGAGCGUUGCAAGGACUUUGCGCGCAUUUGAAUAUUUUGUUCAAGACGACUCUGAUGGAAAGAGAGAUUUUUUUUUUGAGCUACAGCAGGGCGGAGAACUCCCCAACAUCACAAAACCUUUCCUAACACUGGAGCACGUUCCAAUUAUUUUAGCCCGCAGUACAGAUACCGGAAACAGCUCUAGCGCUACGAAACACAUAGUUUAUCCUAACGCCAGUGUGCUAGCUCUGGGCAUACUCUUGUGCGAGCUUCACUAUUGCACACCUGUGGAGCUGAUGGCAAAGGACCCGCAUGUCGCCAGAAAGAUUAAUAAUAAUUUUUAUACCUGUCUCGAUAAGCUUCAGACUCUGGAAGACGACGCUGGCGUAGACUACUAUCUCGCUACGAAGGUAUGCCUUACUGGGGAGUACUAUCCCCUUGGACAGCACGCUGACUUCGAGGAUGUCAGCGUUCAGCGGCUCUUCUACCAAAACGUCAUCAAACGACUUGAGGCCGUAAUAUUCAAAGCAUAG
Aspergillus affinis is the source of this 684-nucleotide messenger RNA. RefSeq lists its product as uncharacterized. NCBI's taxonomy places the organism in Eukaryota, Fungi, Ascomycota, Eurotiomycetes, Eurotiales, Aspergillaceae. Bases 1 to 684 code for a protein of 227 amino acids. The transcript has 2 exons. The record is from RefSeq and is a predicted model, not a curated record.